CCAGAAAUUGUAACGUAAUCUUCUGUUGUUUUUCUCCUAUCUCCAGCUGGUACCAUUUCUCCAUCUGAGCUAGUCCCUAUUCCUAUGGCAUCCCAAGCGUCUACCAGUGUGGUUAUGUCUCCAGAUGGAUAUGAUAUUGAUAAAAUUGAAGAAGACAUCAAAAUCUUGGAGGAUAUGUUUCACAAGCUAAAGCGAAUGGUUCUCACUUUGCUUCAAGUAAAUGCCAUUAAAGUGGAAGUUAUCGUCCAUAACCUAACCGAAUUGCCAGCAUCUCAAAUGUCCCAGCAUGAGCCUUACUUUGAGAAGAACUUAGACAAACUAGAAAAAUGCACAGAACACAUACCAUUAUUCUCGCGUCUAAAUCUUCACUGGAACUAUCUCUCUCCUCAAUUACUCUUCCAUCUGGUUCGUGAAUUCCUGGCUGACACGGACGCUAAAAAAGAAAUGAUUUCAUAUGAUGCACACCUUAGUCAGUUCAGGUGUUGCACGCAUCUGCAGCUCUUCUGUCAGAUAGAAGAAGAGGAUAUCGAGCCACCAGAGGGAUUUUCAAAGAUUGUGGCAAAGUUUGAAAAACACAUUUCGGAGAAAACGACGCUGGAAGAUGUUGAAAAGUUUAGGUUGAGGUUGGCAAGGCACUACAGGCUGCGUGACUUUGCACUCAUGCUUAAACCAAAAAUCAGGCCAGGAUCAUUCAUCGUCUCAUUUUUUGUUCCUUCUUCUGUCCUCGAGAGACUAAAAGUCGACGUCCCGAAGAAAGAUAUUUUUGAGGAUUUCGGCAUCACACGAAUGGACGUUGAUGAAUAUUGUGUGUACUGUGAUGUCAGUGCAACAGCUCCAGCAGCUGGUGGGUCCCUCCACAUGUCAAUGAUGACUACUGGUUCUCGCUCUGCAACCAUCACUUCAGUCUCUUCGCACUCAUUGUCAGAUGCAGUCCCUGGUUCCGCGGAGGUCUCUGACACUCACCAUUCCACAGAAAGUUCUACAGCCUCUUUGCAGCCCCAGUCCUCGGAUGGAGCUCAUAGUUCAAGGAAGUCUGCUUCACUGCUCAAGAAAUCACCACCCAUGUUGGCCGUUCCAGCUCUUGACCACGACGGGACACCAGAGCGCAUGCGAGACUGGAUAUGUAGAAUGGUGGACUCGAGUCGCUUCCACGGGCUGGAGUGGAUCAACCCCGAAAAGACCAUCUUUCGCGUACCGUGGAUCCAUGCAAAGAAACGCGGCUUCUGCAAGGAGCGAGAUGCGGCCCUAUUCCGAGAGUGGGCCAUACACUCGGGCAGGUAUCGUGACGAGUCAGAUCCGACCGUGUGGAAAAUCAACUUUCGUUGCGCCAUCAACGGCCUGAAGGACAUAAUGGAGAUCAAGGACCUGCAGACGGAAGACUGUCGCGUGUACAAGGUCCUCCCGAGCCGACGGGCGCGACGCAAGCCCCAUCGCCGCUUCCCCAAUGUGGAGCCCUACGGACCCAUUAUGACACCGCCAAACUACUCUGUGUAUACCCCUCCUUCCUUUGGCUUCUACACCUUGAGCCCGCUCAGAGUCCCAUCGCCUCCCAACAUUAAGUCUGAGCUCAGCAGCUCGGAGGCCGACGAGAUUAUAGAAGAGUUGGAGCGUGGUGAAGAGCCAGAGACGAGAAGCAGUAUACAGGUCCCACUGCCACUGCCGCUGCCACUGGAUCUGCCACGGCCACAGGAUCUGCUACAGGAUCUGCAACAAGAUCUAAGGUUCCCUGACAUGAGUAGCCUCCCUGCCGAAGAAUUCGUGGUUACCAACAAUCCUGGAGGAGACCCCACAGCAGCCCAGGCAACAACCACUCCCCGCAGUUUGGAAUAGGGACCCUCGCAAGAACCGACCUCAGUCCUGGUGCCGAAAGUGAUUGCAGAGAGUGAGAGCCUCUGAACUUAUAGUUUAGCCUCUAUUUGUAUUAGGAACUCUGGACAGGUAUUG
Molecule: messenger RNA, 1944 nt
Organism: Geodia barretti
Lineage: Eukaryota; Metazoa; Porifera; Demospongiae; Tetractinellida; Geodiidae
Source: the annotation of a GenBank genome assembly